CAUAUUUCAAGAAUGCCCAAAUCUCCACAAAAUCUUCCUCUAAUCCCACUCAAUCGCGCUGGGUAGCGUCGCGCAAUGAAGCCCAUACCUGCUGUGGGGCUCAGUUCGGCCAUUUCUCAACUUAUCGACUUCUCAAUCAACGUUUUGCGCAAAGAUAAUGCCAUAUAUCAACCGACUACUCCAGUGGAAAACUCAGCAGUGCUCCAAGACGUAAUCGACAACUUGUACCGCCUGACUGAUGUCAUCGACAACAACGAACUGAAGAAAUCAAGCAACGACAAAACCGCUAAGCUCAGCGAAGCAGCACAGCAGCUAGUUAAACUAAGUGAAGACGCAAAAGAGGCAACAAAUCCUCUCAUCGACGCGCUCAUCGCCGCACAAGCAAAAGGCAGUUUCGGCGAUCCUCGAUGGCCCACCGCACGAGAUGCGCUCAUGAACGGCGUGUGGAAGAAGAAACAAGUCACAGAUCUCAAGAGAAAAGUGCGUACGAUACGCAAAGACGUCGACACCGCCCUGCUCCUCGCUCUGAGACAACAUCUCGACCAAUCAGCUGAAGCGGGACUCCCCACUGCCAGCGAGGAAGACACCCGCUUGCAUCAUUGUGAAAAGUGGCAGAAUGAGGCCCUGGAUGCUGUUCAAACCAAUGAAUGGAAACCAAAGAACAAGAAGAAUCUCGAGGUGUUCUCUAAGCUGGUCGACAAAUUAAUUGUAGCGGAGAACGAAGCGCAUUUCUGUGCUCAGAUUUUUGAGAGACUGGGCUUUAAAGAGCUGGAUGACCGGUUGUGUAGUAUUCCCACGCCGCUCGAGGGUACGUUCGAGUGGGUUUUUGGGGAAAGGCAGGAAGAAAUGGGCGGGCUACUAGAGUGGUUUGGCAACACGCGAGGAGAGAACUUGUUCUGGAUUACUGGGAAACCGGGGUCUGGGAAGACAGUACUGAUGAAAUACCUGUUUCGCAAUCCAAGGGUAUUUGAUAGCUUAGAGGCGUGGUCCGGGCAUAGUCCUGGUAUCACGUCGGGCUUCUUCUUCUGGAACAGUGGGACGGAAUUGCAGAAAUCUCCGCUCGGGGCGCUGCGAUCGCUGCUGUUCGAGUCGCUGCAGGACAUGAUAUAUGGCCCGCUUGAACAGGACCUUUCUAUUCUCCAUAAGACACUUUUCCCCGAUCGAUGGGAACAGUUCAUCUCCUACGGCGGCGGUCUGCAUGAGUUUUCGUUCCCAGAGCUGCUUCAAGCAUUUGAGCUCAUGAUCGCGGAUGACUCCAAGAAGUUUCUGUUCAUAAUCGACGGGCUUGAUGAGUUGGAAAAAUAUUCCGAUCAACUCCCAGAUAUACUCAUCAGCGCGACAAAGAUGGAUCACGUCAAGGUCUGCGUCUCGAGUCGGCCGUCACCACUUGCACAGACGGCUUUUGAGAAAAGACCGACGCUGAUCGUAGAUGUGUGGAACAAAAACGAUAUCGAGGCGGGUGUCAUGGAUGCUUUCGACCAAGACAAUGGCCCGAGUAAAUUGCGCGGCGCAACAGAAAGCGAAGAAGAAAGAUAUGUCGUCAACCUCCUCACAGAAAAAGCUUCUGGAGUCUUUCUCUGGGUGACAUUAGCCACAUACUUCCUGAUACAGGGUACCUCCCCAUCGGACGAUUUCUCCACAUUUCAAAGACGCGCAGCUGCUCUGCCGUCCGACAUAGACGACCUACUCUCCCACAUGCUGCAGAGUUUCAAUACCACAGACCUCGAGCAGCUCUGGCAGCUCAGCGCUCUGAUCGAAAGCCACGGAUACCCAGAUCUCCUUCCCCUCUCCUAUGCCCUCACCGCCGACACAAGCAGCACCAUCGCCGCCGACGUCCAGCCCAUAAAGUCCCCGGAAGUCGCCCAAAGAACAACCGACAUGCGCAAUCUCCUCAGAUACACAUGCAAAAACCUCUUUUCCAUAUACGACACAACACCCCCAGACACAGAACACAUUCCCUCACACCUAAAAGUAACAUAUACCCACCGCGCUAUACGCGAGUACCUGCGCUUGCCGCGCACGCAAAGAGCAAAACCCCUCUUAACCCCAUCCACCACCGACGCGCAAUGGGCUAACGCGCACCUCAUGGCCCUGAAAACCCUCGACCCAUCUGCAUCCGAAUCUUCCCUCAGCCUCUGGGGCCCGCUCUCUGCGUGUUUGGAAUCCGCGCUGUCACUCUAUACACUCACGUCCAAAUUACCCUACACAUACAUCGAUGCUGCCGGCUCCUGCGCCCUCGCGCUGCAUACGCAACACCCACAUCUCUCUGAUCUGCCGUCGUUCCCCUCCCUGACUCACCGUCUGGAAACGUUUCUCGAUAUCGCCGCCUGGCUCAAUAUUCCCGGGUUUGUCAUCCUCAAGGCGAAGCAGAUGAAGACGGUGGAUAAAAGGAGUGUCAAACACGCGCUCGACUUUAGCCGCGAGAUGCGGAAACGGCUGGGCAAGGGUGGGGAGGAGCGCUGGUUAGCGGGAAGUGAGAAACUGAGAGUUGAGUAUGGGAGGAAUAGAGUGGAGGUCGAGGGGUUGUUGGAUUAUUAUGCCAGGACGGUGAGACUGUCGAAGAAACCCAUUGUUGAUGUGCCGGAGUAUGUGUAGACGUAUACUUGCAGAAACUAGGACACAAAGAGUUUGCGUUCAUUUUCUAUGUGGCUGUCAAGUUGUCGUAAGAAUUUCUUGCAGCUUGGUCUCCAAAUCUUGCACUUGACUGAGAGGGCAACCCUUCAUGGAACA
Messenger RNA from Dothidotthia symphoricarpi CBS 119687, 2730 nucleotides. RefSeq lists its product as uncharacterized. The record is from RefSeq and is a predicted model, not a curated record. The coding region runs from base 76 to 2595 and encodes 839 amino acids. The transcript has a single exon. Lineage: Eukaryota; Fungi; Ascomycota; Dothideomycetes; Pleosporales; Dothidotthiaceae.